CUGCGGGCCCCACGUGCCGCAUUCCCACCGAUCCCCGUCCUCCUCCUUCGUCCGACCUUUUCAUAGUCAAACCUUCCCUCUUCAUCUUCUUCUUCUGUCCUAUAUUCCGUUGAAGUCGAAGAGAGGCAUGCGCUCGGGAGGUGGUUGGCUGCUUCAUCAUAGUCCGUAGCCGCCUGCGAGGCCCUUCAUAUCUUAGAAGAGGAGGAGGAGGAGAAGAAGAGCAGGGAGAGGAGCCAGGCGCGCCUCUGCAGCGAUGGAAGUGGCGGACGAGGUGGUGCGGGUGCUCGGCGCCGGGUUCGACCUCACGUCCGACUUCCGCCUGCGGUUCGCCAAGGCCAGCGAGGGGCGGCGCCUGGUGGAGCUCGGCGAGGACACAAGGGACGUGCCGCUCCCCGGCGGCGGCGGGGCCACGCUCCGCGGGGUGCCGCGCGACGUCGGCGUCGACAAGGGCGACCGCAUCCGCUUCCGCUCCGACGUCCUCGAGUUCAAUCAGAUGUCAGAAUUGCUUAAUCAGAAAUCUUCAGUCCAAGGGAAAGUUCCUUCAGGCUAUUUUAACGCUCUCUUUGAAUUAAGUGGAGCUUGGUUGACUGAUGCCAAAGACACCAAGCAUCUAGCAUUUGACGGAUAUUUCAUUUCUUUGUACAACAUGCACCUAAAGGCUUCUCCAUUAGUUCUUCGAGAUGAAGUAAAAAAGGCUGUUCCAUCCAAGUGGGAUCCUGUUGCAUUAUCAUGGUUUAUCAAGACUUAUGGGACACACAUCAUUGUUGAAAUGGGAAUUGGAGGUCAGGAUGUCAUAUGUGUUAAACAAAGUCAUUCUUCAACAGUUUCAACUGCUGAUCUUAAGUUGCACCUGGAGGAUCUUGGCGAUUUCUUAUUUUCUGAUGGGAAGAACCACUCCCCAAUACAUCGUAAGACAAAGGAUGGCAAGAGCACGGUGCCUGAUGUUUUUGUCAGGAUAGUGCAGCAUUCUAAUAACUUGCACCUUUCUAGCUACUCUGAAACAUCAACCAAGGAUGGACUGACAGUUACCUGUUCGAAGAGGGGAGGAGAAGCAUACCUACCCAACCACUCCAAAUGGCUGCAAACAGUGCCAAAGAAACCUGAUGCCAUUAUGUUUAAAUUUGUCCCCAUCACCUCUCUUCUAACUGGUAUUCCUGGCAGUGGUUACCUCAGCCAUGCCAUCAAUUUAUAUCUUCGCUAUAAACCUGAUCUUCAAGACUUGCAAUAUUUCUUGGAGUUUCAAGUUCCUCUACAAUGGGCACCUAUGUUCAAUGAGCUUGUCCUUGGACCUCAAAGGAGAAAAGGCUCGUACCCUUCAAUGCAGUUCAGAUUUCUCGGCCCCAAACUCCACGUCAGCACUUCUCAGGUAUCUAGCUCUCAGAAACCGGUUGUUGGCCUACGGCUAUACCUGGAGGGCAGGAAGUGCAACCGGUUGGCCAUCCAUGUCCAGCACCUCUCCAGUGUUCCAAGCAUGAUCGCAGACUCCGUGGCGUCUUCAAUGUCAGAAUGGCGCGAGUCCCAGGACAACGACCCAGGGUACAUCGAGGCAAUCCAGUGGAAGAACUACUCGUGCGUCUGCACCUCCGCCAUCAAGUACAACCCGGAGUGGCACAAGAGAGCCCCCGGCGGAGUGUUUAUCGUCACUGGCGCCCAGCUCGUCUCGAAGGGGGCCUGGGCCAAGAAGGUCCUCCAUCUGCGCCUCCUCUACACCCACAUCCCCAACUGCACCAUCCAGAGGACCGAGUGGAGGAACGCUCCGGCGGCGUCUCAGAAGGGGAGCUUCCUGACGACGAUCAGCACGACACUGAGCUCCCCUUUCACGCAGCGUGCUGACACCCACCAGGCGAAACAUGAGCCGGCGGUGCAGCUGAACUCAGGUGUCUACCCCGACGGACCGCCGGUCCCGCUCCGGUCCAGGAAGCUCCUCAAGUUCGUCGACAUCUCGGAGGUGGUAAAAGGGCCACACGACGUCCCGGGCCACUGGCUGGUGAUCGCGGCGAAGCUUGUGAAGGAGGGAGGGAAGAUCGGGAUCCAUGUGAAGUUUGCACUGCUGGGCUAUGAAGGGCAGUCGCAGGGUAACAGUUUCAUGAGCUGAAGUCUCUGUACAUAACAACGGCUGGCUCUGAUCUUUGUAGAUUUCAGGAUUUUGGAAGAAGCACAUGAUUAGGAUUUUUAAUACUGGAUUUUUUUUGUGUGUGGAGUCGACAGGAACUGUGUGGAGGGCAGUCGGAAAAUAGACCAAUCACCUCUUUGUUAGGAAUGCCUGUGGAAUUCCCGUGGCAGUAUAAUUAGAGCACGUAGUUGUAAAUUGCUCCUUUACAAGGUGUGUUUUAUUUCAGUAGGAAACACCUCAGUU
Molecule: messenger RNA, 2356 nt
Organism: Zea mays
Lineage: Eukaryota; Viridiplantae; Streptophyta; Magnoliopsida; Poales; Poaceae
Product: MACPF domain-containing protein
Exons: 7
Coding region: 254-2095 (613 amino acids)
Biological process (GO): plant-type hypersensitive response; regulation of salicylic acid mediated signaling pathway
Cellular component (GO): plasma membrane
Source: RefSeq, marked provisional